Molecule: messenger RNA, 2702 nt
Organism: Capsella rubella
Lineage: Eukaryota; Viridiplantae; Streptophyta; Magnoliopsida; Brassicales; Brassicaceae
Exons: 3
Coding region: 243-2636 (797 amino acids)
Molecular function (GO): DNA-binding transcription factor activity
Source: RefSeq, a predicted model, not a curated record
UCCCAAGAUUAUAUUUUCCUUUUCUUUUACUAACUCAGUUUAAUUUUCCAUAUUCUCUCACAAUUGUUAAUCUCAAAAUUACAUAACACUGAACAGUUUUACCGACUUAAAAACUUAAAUAUAUAUGUGAGUGUGUGUUAACAAGAAGCACCAAAAACACAACUUUGAUUUACCUUUUUUCUUUGUGUUGAUCAGUUUCUUAGGGAUUAAGAGAAAGCCGUCUGAAACGUAUCGGAGAAGUUAUGGAUCAAAAAGCGUUGGACCAGUGUCCGCCGUUGACAAAGCUCGCCGCUCUGAAACACAAAUUCUUACAACAAGACGAUUUGAGGAGUUACGAACGACCAAAGCGAAAGAUUUCUUCUCCUCCUCGUGAUGAUGAUCCUUCUUCGAAACGCCUACGCAUAAAAUUCCGGCGAGGGAGAGAAGACGGCGAGUGUGAAAACGACACCGUUCUCGAUGAGUCUCCUCCUCCUAGGUUAAAAAGUAGUGAACCUUCUAUACGGCAGCGUUCUACUGGUGACGAAGAUCAUCAAGAAAACGAGUUUACAAGCGAUGCAGUUUUCUAUAAGCCUUGGUUGGAUCACUUGCGAUUGAAACGGCUGCGUUUGGGUGACGGUGAAGAUCCUCCUUCUUCUUCUUCUUCUCCGUCUGUCGAUGAUAUCGCUGCUCUCACUCUCAUCCAGUUUUCCCGUGAUAAACGCCAAACGAAACCACAAACGCUUAUACCACAACCGCAAACGCCAACGCUUAUCCCACAACCGCAAACGCAAAGGCUUAAGCCACAACCGCAAACGCUUAAGCCACAAUCGCAACCGCAACCGCAUACUGAAACUGAAACAACUGAGCCGCAGGGAACGACGUGUGAUUUGUUCGAGUGUAGCGUCUGUGGAAAAGGGUUUACUUCGUAUCAAGCUUUAGGUGGUCACAAGGCCAGCCACAGGGUUAAGCCGCCGCAACCGCUAGUUGAAAACGCUGGAGAAAAAACUCGGGAAAAGUUGUUGGCUCCGUCUGGGAAAAUCCACAAGUGUUCUAUAUGUCAUGUUUUGUUUCCGACGGGACAAGCACUAGGUGGACACAAACGCCGUCACUACGAAGGCGUUCUCGGCGGUCACAAACACGAGGUUGUCCUCAAGUUGAGUCCCAAUCAAGAACAGAGUCUAAGUGUUAGUGACAACGUUGUCAACGGUCUCAAUCAGGAAGAGGUUGUUCCAAGCAGUGACAAGUGUAGUCUCAGUGAUGCGAGUACUGGAAAAAAAUGGCUUGAUCUAGAGCUGAGUCUCAGGAAAAGUGAGGGAGUUGUUGACGCUGAUCACAGACCUAGUCAGGAGGAGGUUGCUGUUGAGGAAAACAAGUGGAGUCCUAGUAGUAAUGGGAGUGGAGUAACAAAUGUGUCGGAUCCAGAGCAGAGCCAAAGGAGAUUGAUAGAUCUUAAUAUCCCACUGUCGCCGGAGUCUGAUGAAUCUGGAAGCGGAGAGGUCGAGGAAGUUGAAAGCACAGCCAAGUAUAAGACAAGAAGAGGUAUGGCUCUGUUAACGCAAUUGAAACAUAUUCUGACGAAGGUGAAUCAAGUUUCGCCGUCGAUGCCUGUGUCCGUUCUGAAGAAACAAUUAGAAUUUGCGAUGCAAGAUUACGAAGAUGGGUUACAGGUCGACGACAAUGUUGUCAUUCAGAAUCUUUUGGAAAAGAUUGAACGUAAUUUUUCGACAACUUGUGAUCAAGAUACUUACUCGGAACGAUUCAUUAAAGCGCUGGAACAGAUCCGGCGCGAAGAAGAUGACGCUGCUUUGGUUGAGACUGGUUACGAAAGUAGCCAACAUUCACAAGGAGUUGACGAAGAUUCUUUCUCACAACACAGAUUCUUGGAAGGACUAGGACAAAAAGAAGAAGAAGGGUUUGGUUACGGCGCCGUUUCGACUAAGACGGGGUUGGAGAGUAGUGUGCAGUCUCAACGACAGCGUUCUGGUGAUGAUGGAGAUUGUUUCUCGGAACAGAGUUCAUCAUUCGUAGAAACUAACGGACGAGGAGAAAAAAAACUAGGCGGGUAUGCUGAGAACGACGCUUUCAUUGAGCUUUUGUUGGAAAAUAUUGUGCAAUCAAGACUACAGCAAAGGCUUUCUUCUUCUGAUGAUGAUGUUAAAGCUCCUUCUUCUUCUUCUUCUUCUUCUCUGUCUGAAGUUGAAAUCGCAACUCGUUCUCACAAAAAGGAACCUCAAAAACAACCGAAACCAAAACCGCAGAUGCUGCCGAAGUCUGAUGCCUACAAGUGCAGUGUCUGUGGAAAAGAGUUUACUUCAUUCCAAGCUUUAGGUGGUCACAAGGCUACUAGCCACAGGGUUAAGCCGCUUCUUAAUGACUCUGGAGAAAAAACAGGGCCAAAGACGUUGGCACCGUCCGGUAAAAUCCACCAGUGUUCUGUAUGUCAUAAAUUGUUUCCGACGGGACCAUCUCUUGGUGGACACAAACGCCUUCACUACCAAGGAGACAAGUUGAGUCCUAGUGGUAAUGCGGAUGUUGCAACAAAUGUAUCUGACCCGAAGCAGAGCCUAGAGGGACUGGUAGAUGUUAAUGAAGUGCCGUCGCGGGGGGAUUUAGUGGAGGUUAAAAGUGCAAAGAUUAAAUUUUUCAACUUUAUUUGAACUGUUUAGCAGUUCUAGAUUGGAGUUUUCUGUUUCUUCAAUAAUAUUCUAGACUAUGUUACUUAA